AUGAUGCGCCCACGCCCCUCGGUCUGCAAUCGCUGUCUGGGCCGCAGUCGGAAUUUUUCAACGACAGCAAAUCGGUCCCAAAAUAGUCAAAAUGCCCCCUUCCCGCCGACAGCUGGGUAUAGCCGACUCACAAACCGCGGUUUGAUCUCCAUCACUGGCAUCGACAGCACCACCUUCCUCCAGGGCUUGAUGACCCAAAAUAUGCUAGUAGCCAACGACCCCAAUCGAAGUAUCCGCCGCACAGGUGCAUACACUGCCUUCCUCAAUUCUCAAGGCCGAGUUCUCAACGACGCCUUCGUUUACCCGUUACCCGGUGCCGAAACCCAAGGCCCUGAAUCAGGCUGGCUGGUGGAAGUAGACAAGGACCAGGUCCCUGUCUUGUUGAAGCAUCUCAAAAAACACAAGUUGCGCGCGAAGCUAAAGCUUCGCGCUUUGGAGGAAGGCGAGCGCACCAUUUGGUCUUCGUGGAAGAACCAUGCGGAACCCCAACGCUGGGCUGCUUAUAGUUUAGAAUCCGACUCUUCAUCUCCUUUCUCUGUGACUUCUGAGAUCGCCGGAUGCAUCGACACACGUGCACCGGGCUUCGGUUCCCGCAUCAUUACUCCUGGCUCCGAGGGCCUGCGCACACAUCUUCCGGACGAGAUGCAGGUCCCUGGGUCUGAGGUCGAGCUUGACUCGUAUACAGUGCGCCGGUUCCUUCACGGUGUCGCAGAAGGCCAGGCGGAGGUUCUCAGUGGAUCGGCUUUGCCACUACAGUGCAAUAUGGACAUGUCCCGCGGUAUUGACUUCCGCAAGGGCUGUUAUGUUGGACAGGAAUUGACGAUUCGCACACACCACCGUGGCGUAACAAGAAAACGUCUUUUGCCCGUCCAAUUGUAUGAUUUGGCUUCAGAUACGCAAGGCGGGCCAGAAACCCUGACAUACGAUCCAUCUGUGCAACUCACCUUACCUCCGGGUGAGUCGGAUAUUGUCAAGGCCGGUGCAGCCACCCGCCGAAAUCGCAGCGCAGGAACCUUUUUGAACGGAAUCGGAAAUAUUGGGCUGGCGCUUUGCCGUCUUGAAGUCAUGACUGAUGUUGCGCUUAUGGGCGAGACACCUGCCCGCCCUCAUGAACAUCAGUUCAAGCUCUCGUGGACCCCGGAAGUAGAACAACAGAAUGACGUCGGUGUUCGUGCUUUUGUUCCACCCUGGCUACGCGAUUUCAUUUCCGGUGGCAAAGAAGAGAAGCCUGCUCCGCGAAACAUUGAAGCCGAAGUUGCUGAGCGGGCAAGGGAAUUUGUUGAGCGCUUAGAAGAAGAGGAAGAGGAGUAUGAAUCUCAGAGACAAUGA
Messenger RNA from Penicillium salamii, 1329 nucleotides. The record is from the annotation of a GenBank genome assembly. Lineage: Eukaryota; Fungi; Ascomycota; Eurotiomycetes; Eurotiales; Aspergillaceae.